GGCAGGAGUUCUGGGAAUUGGGGGGGCUCCCCUCCUGGAGACCCCUGAACUGGACUGGGGGGGUUCGCGGGUGCAAGCCAAGGAAGCUCCGGGGCGCGCAGUUGAAGGCACAUCCCCGCCGCACUCUCCACCGUCGGGGACUGCAGGGGUGGGAGAUUCCCUACGACCCUGGCUGCCCCGCCCCUCUGACCAAGGGCGGCUUCGGGGUCCCUGAUUUCCUGCUACCCAAGGCUCGCUUCCCCACCUGGUUGCGGGUGGAACUUGGGAUUUCUGAGAAAUUAGGAGUGAUUGCAUUUGAGCAGUACCCGGGCUUCUGCGUCAGAUAUUCUCUCUCCACAUAUUGGUCCCUCUUAGCCUCUGAACCCCCCAAAUUGAGGAUGUUCUUUGCCACCAGGUCCCUGGGAUCCUAGGAGAUAUGGGCUACCCCUAAAUUGAGCCUUCUCACGUAUGGCAUUUAGCUCCUGAGUUCAAGAGAGGAGAGAUCUCCUCUGAUCGUACCCUUCGUGACAGUGUCCCAAACCGUGGGAUUCCCUAGAAAUGGGCAGCGGGGAGCCCCUUUCAGAAUCCGUCUGGGACCCUUCCCAGGAGCCUUUUUGUAUUCUUUUAAAAGGCAGAGUUAACUCCUUAAAUAACAGGGAAACAAGCUGGACUCACUUUCUCAAGUCUGGCCCCUCAUCUCACCCUUCCAGCCCCAUCUUGAGGGACAGGGGAGCCCCAUCCAAGUUUUAUCUGGGGGAGACUCCAUGGUGGGGUGCUCUGAGCCUGCGGCCGUGGUGGGAGCGCCCCUGCCGCAGUGCUCAGCUGGGGCCAUCCCAGGCAGAGGAUGGGUUUCUGGGUUCACCUCCCAGCAGGUGCAGCUCUGCUGGAACACAGAGGAACCUGUGCCCUGGGGCCACUGCCCAGGUCAUCUGGCCAUAUUCUCAUGGGACUGUGGAAAAUGCUCUAGGUCCUCAGCUUUCCCUGUCCGAUGUGAGGCACCCAGUAAGCCUCACCCCCUUCCCUCCUCCCUGGCUUCUCAGGCAUGAUUGGAUCCGUGCACACCCCAUGUUUCUUACCCCCCAUCCUCUCCCCCUUCCCCCAUUCUAUUCCAGGCCCUGGCUCUGGGCCUACCAGGGAACUCCAUCCCACUCCUUUUGGGCCACCCGCCGUCCCGCCCCUCUCAGCACCCCCUCCUGGCUGGGUGGGGGCCCCUCUUGGCUGAGCUGGGGUGCCCCCCCUCCCCACCCAAGGCCAGCCCUUUCCUGUAGAGUCAUCUCACUGCCACGCGCCACCCACUCGUAACUCGCACCCGGGUCCUGGCUGCACUGCGUCCCCUCCUGCACCCCCUGGAUGGCCCAUCAGCCAAAGGGGGCCUGGGCGAUGGUGAGUGGGCCCCCACACCCCCUUUCCCCUUUCCCUUCCUCUAGCUGGGCCUGGCUGCCAUCCCACUGUGGGCAAGGAUGCUCUUGGGAAGUCCCUGGUGGGUGCAGCUUGCAGCCUAGAGUGCCCAGUGAUGAACACAGUUCCCGGAGGAGUUAGGAUUUGGGGGACCAGCACCCCACCAGAUUACCAUGUCCUUGGGAACGAGCAGAGUCAGGCGCCAGAGAGACUCCCCCAGACCCCCAUGCCAAAUCUCUUCACAAACCCAAACCCUGACUCUGGUCUCUCAGGACAUCUCUGGACAGUACCAAGGGGCAUCCUUGCCCAGCUACAACCUAAGCCCCACCCACCAAAUCCUCUGUGCUUUCUGUAGGACCCCCCUGCCAAUACCCAGCUGAGUGUCAGAAGAGAAAGGCCCAGAAGUAACCCUGAAUGUGGGUCAGGGACUCCCUAAUUUUACUGUGCCUUUCUCAUGGGUGGCAGCUUCUUCAGGGCAGGAAAGAGGUCAGCCACCGAGCUCCGCAAGGAAAAGUCCCGCGAUGCGGCCCGCAGCCGGCGCAGCCAGGAGACCGAGGUGCUCUACCAGCUGGCGCACACGCUGCCCUUCGCACGCGGCGUCAGCGCCCACCUGGACAAGGCCUCUAUCAUGCGCCUCACCAUCAGCUACCUGCGCAUGCACCGCCUCUGCGCCGCAGGGGAGUGGAACCAGGUGGGAGCAGGCGGAGAACCACUGGAUGCCUGCUACCUGAAGGCCCUGGAGGGCUUUGUCAUGGUGCUCACCGCCGAGGGAGACAUGGCUUACCUGUCGGAGAAUGUCAGCAAGCACCUGGGCCUCAGUCAGCUGGAGCUCAUUGGACACAGCAUCUUUGAUUUCAUCCACCCCUGUGACCAAGAGGAGCUUCAGGACGCCCUGACCCCCCAGCAAACCCUGUCCAGGAGGAAGGCAGAGGCCCCCCCAACGGAGCGGUGCUUCUCCUUGCGCAUGAAGAGUACGCUCACCAGCCGUGGGCGCACCCUCAACCUCAAAGCGGCCACCUGGAAGGUGCUGCACUGCUCUGGACAUAUGAGGGCCUACAAGCCCCCUGCACAGACUUCUCCAGCUGGGAGCCCCAACUCAGAGCCCCCCCUUCAGUGCCUGGUGCUCAUCUGCGAAGCCAUCCCCCACCCAGGCAGCCUGGAGCCCCCGCUGGGCCGGGGGGCCUUCCUCAGCCGCCACAGCUUGGACAUGAAGUUCACCUACUGUGAUGACAGGAUCGCAGAAGUGGCCGGCUACAGUCCUGAUGACCUGAUUGGCUGUUCUGCCUACGAGUACAUCCACGCGCUGGACUUCGAUGCAGUCAGCAAGAGCAUCCACACGUUGCUCAGCAAGGGCCAGGCAGUAACAGGGCAGUAUCGAUUCCUGGCCCGGAGCGGUGGCUACCUGUGGACCCAGACCCAGGCCACAGUGGUGUCAGGGGGCCGGGGCUCCCAGUCGGAGAGUAUCAUCUGUGUCCAUUUUUUAAUCAGCCGGGUAGAAGAGACCGGAGUGGUGCUGUCCCUGGAGCAAACGGAGCAACACUCUCGCAGACCCAUUCGGCAGGGUGGCCCCUCCCAGAAGGAUGCUUCUAACCCUGGGGACAGCCUUGACACCCCUGGCCCCCGGAUCCUUGCAUUCCUGCACCCCCCUUCCCUGAGCGAGGCUGCCCUGGCCGCUGACCCCCGCCGUUUCUGCAGCCCUGACCUCCGUCGCCUCCUGGGACCAAUCCUGGAUGGGACUUCAGUAGCUGCCACCCCCAGCACCCCACCAGCCACACGGCGCCCCCGAAGUCCUCUUUCGGCUGAUCUCCCAGAUGAACUACCUGUGGGCACAGAGAAUGUGCACAGAUUCUUCACUUCUGGGAAAGACACUGAGGCGGUGGAGACAGAUUUAGAUGUAGCUCAGGAUGCUGACGCUCUGGAUUUGGAGAUGCUGGCCCCCUACAUCUCCAUGGAUGAUGACUUCCAGCUCAACGCCAGCGAACAGCUACCCAGGGCCUACCACAGACCUCCGGGGGCUGUCCCCCGGCCCCGUGCUCAGAGCUUCCACGGCCUGUCACCUCCAGCCUUUGAGUCCUCCCUGCUGCCCCGCUGGGGGAGUGACCCCCGGCUGAGCUGCUCCAGCCCUUCCAGAGGGGACCCCUCCGCAUCCUCUCUCAUGGCUGGGGCUCGGAAGAGGACGCUGGCCCAGAGCUCAGAAGGCGAGGACGAGGGAAUGGAGCUGCUGGGAGUGAGACCUCCCAAAAGAUGCCCCAGCCCAGAACCCGGAAACUUUCUGCUGUUUCCCCUCAGCCUGAGUGUCCUUCUGACAGGAGGACCAGCCCCAGGGAGCCUGCAGGACCCCAGCCCCCCUCUCCUGGACCUGAAUGAGCCCCUGGGCCUGGGUCCCUCACUGCUCUCUCCGUACUCAGACGGGGCCACCGACCAGCCCCAGGGCCACUUCCAGCCAGCAGCAGGCUUGGGCCAGGCUGACUGAGCCAGCUCCUCUCCCUGUCUCCCUUCUCCUCCCCUAGAAAGGACCUCAACCACACUCCAAGCCAGCAGCCGACGCACAGGAUGGGGGCGCCGGGAGAGGGCCCCCCUCUCCUCUAAGUGUCCCCUUGCCCACCUCGGGCCUACCUCAGCCUUCACCCCUCUGCCUGCUCCCAAUCUGGGGACUCUUUGGGGUGGUCUCAGCUCAGUGACCUCUGGGAGGGGGUCCCUGCCCCCUCCUCCUCCUCUCAGGAUUUCAUUUGGGGUUCUCAAUACUUGGUUACCUCAUUAUCCCUUUCUCUGCCUCUCUUGGCUUAUUUUGGGGAAUUAGGGGUGGGGAGGGUGAGGGGGUCGGGUCUGUGUUUCCGGGUUCUGGAGAGAAUGAUGAUCCACAGGUGACCGUGAUCACGUUUCCUUCUA
Saimiri boliviensis boliviensis (Bolivian squirrel monkey) is the source of this 4266-nucleotide messenger RNA. NCBI's taxonomy places the organism in Eukaryota, Metazoa, Chordata, Mammalia, Primates, Cebidae. The record is from RefSeq and is a predicted model, not a curated record.